This is a messenger RNA of Acanthosepion pharaonis, 540 nucleotides long. The record is from the annotation of a GenBank genome assembly. Lineage: Eukaryota; Metazoa; Mollusca; Cephalopoda; Sepiida; Sepiidae.
AUGGCGGACAAAGAAGAUAAACGUGCUAACAAUCAAAUGCGACAACUUCGCAUCCAGAAACUCUGCCUAAACAUUUGUGUAGGUGAAUCUGGUGAUAGACUGACCCGUGCCGCCAAGGUGCUGGAACAACUUACAGGACAACAACCUGUUUUCUCUAAAGCCAGAUACACUGUCCGAUCCUUUGGUAUCAGGAGAAAUGAAAAGAUUGCUGUCCACUGCACUGUUCGUGGGGCCAAGGCAGAAGAGAUCCUUGAGAGGGGUUUGAAAGUCAGAGAGUAUGAAUUGAGAAAAGCCAAUUUCUCGGAGACUGGAAAUUUUGGAUUUGGAAUUCAGGAACACAUCGAUUUGGGGAUCAAGUAUGACCCCAAUAUUGGUAUUUAUGGGAUGGAUUUCUAUAUUGUCCUUGGUCGUCCAGGUUACAAUGUGAGUCUCCGGCGACGGAGAAAAAGUAAAAUUGGCAUCAAACACAAAGUCACAAAAGAAGAAGCCAUGAAAUGGUUUCAACAGAAGUUUGAUGGUAUUAUCCUUCCUGGAAAGUAA